Messenger RNA from Maudiozyma barnettii, 999 nucleotides. RefSeq names its product Ldb16p (gene LDB16). NCBI's taxonomy places the organism in Eukaryota, Fungi, Ascomycota, Saccharomycetes, Saccharomycetales, Saccharomycetaceae. The record is from RefSeq and is a predicted model, not a curated record. The transcript has a single exon. The coding region runs from base 1 to 999 and encodes 332 amino acids.
AUGGCACUAUCUAUUUUCCAUCUUGCUCGAUGGUUUAAAUUGUUAUUGGUUAGUAUAUUGAUGUGGGGCGGGUCCCUGAUAGGGUUGUUACUUAACGGUAUUAACAGUUUUCUGUUUAGACCUGUGUUCAUCACAGGAAAAUGUUUGCUAUGGGACCCUCUAAUGAUUGCAUCAAGAGUAACUACAUCGUUAGUUCUACUUCCGAUAAAUAUUCCAUUGUAUAUCGUCCUGGGAACAUCAUUUCAACGAUUGGCAUCCUAUGGUCCUAGUUUCCUUAAUGCUCAUAUCUUAUUGACUCUGAUACAAUACACUAUGGUAUUAUUCAUUUUUGGUGUCAUUAUCGGUUCCUUUGUGGGUUCAGUCUUAGGUAUGACACAUUAUUAUUUGGGAAUACCUAACGUCUAUCUAGAUUUAUCAUUAUUGGGUCAAUACGUGAUUAAUAAAGUUAAAUCUUUGAAAAAUCUGAUAAAUAAACCUAUUUCAAAUAUAUUACAAACGUUGAAAAAUCUAGUGAUGAAAGUAUUUAGUCGUUCUGAUAAUACGACAACAACUAUGAAACCAAAGGAAUCUGAUAUGGAUGCGCCUAAGAUAAAAGUUCCUGUGGCGGUCCACUCAAGAUCAAACUCCACUACGAGUGUACUUGAUGUUGCCUCCGUGAUGCCUAGUGAUUUCUUCCAACCAGGGGAGAAACCCAAGGAAUUGGUUCUUCAAGUACAACCUACGGUUCAAACGAAACAACAACAUACGGUGUAUAACACUCCAACGCAAUCCCCACAGAGCUCACCUACUUUGUCCCCACAACAAGAACCAGAAGUCUCAAAUGACUCGUCUCUAUUGGAAUCAGAACCUUCAGUAACUGAAUUAUGGGAUAGAUUUGAUUCCAUUGAUAGUGCGGCAGUUCAUGGUACUAUGAGAACAGAUAACACAACAAUGCGGACUACAAGAGUUAGUAAGAAACCUCGAAGACAUAGCGACACUUUCGCAGAUCGAUCUCAAUAG